UUUAUGAGGUUAUUAAUAGGUAAAAGAGAGUGAGAGAGAGAAAAGAGAAGGAAAAGAGGGUUGCCCUGCCUCCAUCUUUAUCCCCUCCUUCAAUCUUCUUCGCCGGCGACCACGAGCAGCAGUUUACGAGCCUCGGACGGUGACGACCCGCACGAACUCACGUUGAUACGAGUAGACAUUUACGCAUUCUGACUUGCAGCGCGAGACCCACGUCGAACAAGUUUCAUAGCAGAUCUACGAGUCUGAACGUGUCCCGAUACUAACCAGCAAGGACCAGAGCCUUUUCGGUGAGAGUCGGCCAUGGCGGGGUCUGGGAGUUCCAUGCUUUACUCAUUUCUUCUGUUCACCGUCAUUCUUUCGCUUCAAGAGAUGUAUAGAGGAAAGUUGGCUUCAUCGGAGUUGUUUACCAUACUUGGAGGAUUCGUCAGUUCUCUUCUAUUUCUAGUGCUUCUAACAUUUAUAGGAAACUUCCAGGAAACAUGUGGCAUGCGAACUGGAUGGGGAGCUGUCAUCGUAGCAGAAGCAGUUGCACUGAUUGCCGCAAGCACUGUUCAUAGAGUUUGCAUCACAACAUGUUUCUUGUUCUCCGCUGGACUGCUGUAUGAGUUGAACAAGCUUUCGGGUGUGGCACUUUCUAAGUCUGAAUCUAGAGUCAAAAGGCAUUGAGUUGGAAACUAAGCUCUUCAGACCGAAACAACAUCGUUUUUGAGAUUUUCCUUUUACUCCUACCUCCUGCAGGAUCACUGCACCUUAUGGUGCUGAUUAGUUGUGUUUUUGUUUUCGUUUUCGCGUAUUACGUCCAUAGUUAACAUAAUAUUAACAAUGGUGUUAACUUUUUACUGCCUUCAAACACCGUUCUUUUGGUCACGUUAAAAAUGUUGGGUAUAUCUCCUGGUUAGAGGUCUGUCGUCUGUUAUUAAUCUAGAACUCCGUUAAUCUUCAAAAAGGUAACCUAAAGUUCGUCAUCAA
Molecule: messenger RNA, 969 nt
Organism: Benincasa hispida (wax gourd)
Lineage: Eukaryota; Viridiplantae; Streptophyta; Magnoliopsida; Cucurbitales; Cucurbitaceae
Product: keratinocyte-associated-like protein
Biological process (GO): protein N-linked glycosylation
Source: RefSeq, a predicted model, not a curated record